AGUGGGUCAGGGGAUUGGGAGAUGAGUGAACCGUUUGGCCUACCGUAACCCUCCUGGUCAUGGUUCUUCUCGGAGGAAGAAGAAUGGUGUGGGCCGGUUGGGGGCGGGGGAGGUGACCAGGAGGCUGAGGUGAUGGCUUACACCCGGAACACUAGCCAUGCUUUCCGCUGUAGCGCCGUUUCGGGAAUCCGCGUGGGAAGAGUCUGUCAACUCUUGGGAAGAGGAAGGUAGAUCUGAGCGCCCGCUAGUGAGUGUAUGCCCAGCUUUCAUGAAAGCCAGCAAAGACAUAAAGCGCCUCUAUGUGGGUGGCCUUGGCCAGAACAUUUCUGAGGCUGACCUACAAAAUCAGUUCAGCAGAUUUGGAGAAGUUUCUGAUGUGGAGAUCAUCACGCGGAAAGAUAGCCAAGGAAACCCACAGAAAGUCUUUGCAUAUAUCAACAUCAGAGUAGCAGAAGCAGACCUGAAGAAAUGUAUGUCUGCUUUAAAUAAAACAAAAUGGAAAGGUGGAACACUACAAAUUCAGCUAGCAAAAGAAAGCUUUUUGCACAGAUUGGCCCAAGAGAGAGAAGCAGCAAAAUCAAUGAAAGAAAAAUCAACAGGCAACACCAACUUGUUUGAAAAGAUGAGAGGGAUAGAUUUAUAUAUAAAAGCUGUUCCUGGAACAGAAGUACCAGGGCAUAAAAAUUGGGUUGUUAGUAAAUUUGGAAGAGUCUUACCUGUCCUUCACCUGAAGAAUCAACAUAAACGUAAAAUCAUAAAAUAUGACCCUUCAAAAUACUGCCACAACUUAAAGAAGAUAGGGGAGGAUUUCAAAGAUACCAUCCCUAUAUCCAACCUCACUUGGGAAUUGGAAGGAGGGAAUGAUCCUAUGAGUAAGAAACGGCGAGGAGAGUUCUCUGACUUUCACUACCCUCCCAAGAAGAUAAUAAAAGUGCAGAAGGAUGAUGGUUCCCCUGGGUGUCUGACUAUGAGACCAAAACCCAAUUUGAUAAUGAAGAAUCCACGUUUUAUACAGCAAGAGUCUGCAACAAAAACAUCUUAUGAUUCUGUUACUUCUAAAUCAACCUAUGUACCUGAUUCUGAUACUCAGAAACUUAAAAAACUAUUUUUUCAAAAUUCUAGCUCGGAAACUACUAGAAACAAAAUUAGUAUGUCUGAUGAUGAUACUGAUUCUGAGGAUGAAUUAAGACUACUGAUUGCAAGGGAGGAAAACUUAGAGAAAACUAGGAGGUCCUCAGUAAAUGAAUCUGAAAAUGAUCCCUUUGAGGUUGUUAAGGAGGAUUUCAAAUCAGAUGUUCAUAAGCUUCGUUCUUUUACAGGUUUAGGUAUCAAAAAUGAUGUCUCUUGCCUUGAUAGUGAUGAUAAUGUUAUGGAAAAUGAUUGUGACUAUGAUUCAGGAGAUACAGAUGAAAUCAUUGCAGUGAAAAAAAAAUCUGGUGAGGUUAAAAACAGUACAGAAUUUUCACAAAUGAAAAAGACCAUGCACAAGAAAACUUUGAAAAAUAGAAAAGACUGUGAGCUUUCUGAUCGUUGUAUUAAAGUACAAAAGAGAAAUAAUGCAGAAGUAGCCAUCCAUCAAGGAGUUAAGCCUCUUGGUUGUAAAUCUCCACCCACCUCCAAUGGCAGUAAAGAUGCCGAUUCUGUAUCAGAAUCAGCUCAGUCUGUAGAUGAGGAGUAUAGCGCUAUGAUGAAAAACUGUGUUCAUGUGAAUCUUACUUUGGCUGAUUUGGAACAGUUGGUUGGUAGGGACCCGGAGGCUCCAGGAGAAGAUACUGAAGUCAGUGUCCAGGAAACCACUGCCAUGUUUGACAGGGCCUCCAAGAAGCCAAGGACUCCCAGUGGCUUCCACAGAGGCCGACGGUGUAUUCAUCCUGAGGAAAUUGUGGCUUCCCUUUUAGAAGGAGAAGAGAAUACCUGUGGAAAACUGAAACCAAAGGAAGGCAACUUAAAGCCAAAAUUUCAGGCUUUCAAGGGAGUAGCCUGUCUCUACGGAAAAGAAUCAAUGAAAAAAUCCUUGAAAGAGGGUGUUGCUGCUAACAAUGUUAAUAAAGAACAGGAUUCCAUGAAACUUGAGGAUACUAGUGGCAUAGCUCUGGAAAAGACUCAGGGCUCAUCAAGCAGGACUCCAUUCCAACAGCCAAAGAAGGCAAAUGAUCCAAACUGUAUUCAACCUCAAAAGAGACAGUCCACUUUUAAGAGCCAGGAUCUCAUGGUGGUAUCCCCUAGCAGUUCAGAAAAGGGAAGUAAAAAUCCUGUUUCUCAUAUGUUACCAUUAAACAAUAAGAAAUCUUUAAGUCUUGGUGCAAAGACUCCCAAAGUGGGCAUUGAGGAAGACUGUUUUCAUAGGACCACAAAGACAGAAGAGGACUUAGAAAAGAAGCCUGAUCUGAGCAGUGGAGCAGCCCCUGAGAAAUCGUCAGCAGUCUCCUCCAGGAGAGAUACUCAGGGAAACAAAACUGAUUUCCUGCUUUCUGCUAAUAGUUUGCCAGAUGUUAAUGCUAAGCAGAAGCAUGCUGAAGAUAACCAGAGACGCUUGGCAGCCUUAGAGGCAAGGCAAAAAGCAAAAGAAGUACAAAAGAAGCUGGUUCAUGAUGCUCUGGCAAACUUGGAUGGUCAUCCAGAGGAUAAGUCAACACAUAUCAUCUUUGGUUCUGACAGUGAAAGUGAAACAGAGGUGAUAUCCACUCAGGAGCAGAACCAGCCGGGAAAGGAACCAGUGAAAGCAUCUGCUGGUAAAGCAUCAGGAAAGCUGUUUGACAGCAGUGGUGAUGAGGAAUCUGGUCCUGAAGAUGACAGUAACAGGUUCAGAAUUAAACCUCAGUUUGAGGGCAAAGCUGGACAGAAGCUCAUGAAUUUGCAGUCUCACUUUGGCACUGAUGACAGAUUUCGCAUGGACUCCAGAUUUCUAGAAAGUGACAGUGAAGAGGAACAGGACGAAAUAAAUGAAAGAAAAACUGCUGAGGAAGAAGAGCUUGCGGCAGAAAAACUGAAAGCCCUGAAUGUUGUGCAGAGUGUUUUGCAUAUCAACUUGAACAAUCCUACAAGCAAAGGACCAGUAGCUGCUAAGAAAUUUAAGGACAUUGUACGUUAUGAUCCAACAAGGCAUGACCAUGCUGCUUAUGAAAGGAAGAAAGAUGAUAAGCCAAAAGAAAGUAAAGCAAAAAGAAAGAAGAAAAGGGAGGAAGCUGAGAAGCUACCUGAGGUGUCUAAAGAAAUGUAUUAUAACAUUGCUACGGAUUUAAAAGAAAUAUUCCAAACUACAAAAGAUACCACUGAAAAGGAUGACAACAUACCCUGGAAUGAGGAUUGUUCUGGAGAGGAAGUCCAGGACUCUGCAGCUUCUUUGAAUGGGACCCAGCAACCUGGAGGAUUCACAUUCUCCUUUUUUGAUUCAGAUACUAAAGAUGCAAAGGAAGAUACCUACAGAGUUGAAACUGUAAAACCUGGGAAGUUUGCCUGGCAGGGAGCCCCUCAUUUCCAUGACAGUAGUUCAGAAGAGGAGGAGGAAGAUGUUAAUGAAGAACCAGAUGACAGGAAGUCCAGUCCUAGAGAUGUAUCAUUACCUGAGAAAGAGACCACUAGAUUUUUCUUUUUCUCUAAGAUUGAUGAAAGACUUAAUGGGUCUGAUUUAUUCUGGAGAGGUGUGGGAAGUAAUAUUAGCAGGAGUUCUUGGGAGGCCAGAACAGACAACUUGCGCAUAGAUUGUCGGAAGAAACAUAAAGAGGCCAAAAGGAGAGUGAAACCAAACUAAUAAAGGCCAUUAUUGGUUUUUCAUACUGAAUGCGGAUAAGGCAAACAUGGAAAUUGUAUGAUCCAGAAAAUAAUUUUAAAUAACCAAUAAUUCAGAGUGAAGGAACAUUCAAAAUCUGGCUGAUGGAUAUCAGUCUUGUUGCUGUAAUUUCUUUGGAUUUGCUCUGUAUUUCUUAGUAAUUACUUUAAAAAUAUUAACUCAAACUUUUUUUAAAUGACGUACAAGAUAGUCCCUCACAAUGCUUUUUUGUAUAUAAUCUCUUUGCCCCCUAGCCUCUAUGAGUAAUGGGCAUCUUCUCAUGCAAGGUUUACAUAAAGUGUUUUUAAAUAUAUGGAUCAGAGCACUUGUGUUUUCCAAGUUAGACUCUGUAGGGAUUAUAAGCUACUUGAAAUACUUAUUUCUGCUUGUACUAAAUACACUUUACCUACAUUUUGGGUUUUUGUUUAAGAGGUUAAAUACAAGCUUGAGUUCCAUACCUGUGUCCCAAUGAAGACCUAAUUAAAAUGUAGACAUUUUAGACUAACAUCAUAGGAGAGUUCUGUUGAGGGCCAUAAAAAGACACCAUAUGUAGUUUUCCUGCCAUUGGCUUCUAGGAAUUAAUGGAGGCAGGCCCAUUAAUCCAAAAAUUCUAGUUAGACCAGAGGCUUAUGUAAAAUACAAGUGUCUGAAAGAUACAUCGUUACAGUUAGGAGUCAGGAGUUUGCAUCCAGAUAGGGAAGCAAAUUUAAUACCCGAACCUAGGUACUAAUUUAAUCAUCCUGGCUAGGAUUCAAGUCAGAUAUGUACAAGACAGAAUCUGUACAAGAUUGUUUUAUAUAGACAGCCCCAGAGGAUUGUCAUUGAGCCACAUGUGUAUAUCUGAAAUAAAUUUGUAUUUACAUCUUGAUGGAAUAUAAACUCUGAGGGCUGGGAUGUCAUCUGGUUUGUUAACCAUUAUGUCUCGACUGCCUAGAUUUUUGCCUAGCACUUAGUGGGUGCUCACUACAUAUACUUUUGAGUAACUUGCCAGGGAAUUAGCUGAAGAGUCAUUUGGGAUUCCAAUGUUUUGAGCUUUCAGACUCCAUAGAAAAUGGAAAGAACCACGCAGCUACAUAAACCAAAUGUUCUACCUUCUCUUGAUGUAAAUUUAUAUUAAUAUAUCUUCUUAACUAUUAGGUCUACCUACCCCAGGAACUAAGUCAUUGUCACUAUAUAUAUUUCUUUUUACUAAGGUAACAGUUUACAACAAUGUAUGGUUUCAGAUGGAGUUUUUCACCUCAGCAAUGUAUAUUUUACACCUCCCAACUACCAUUUCCACUGUAUUCUACAUGUCAAAACAGUUCACCCAAACUCAACGGGGACAUAGACCCUCAAGGAGUGUCAAGGAAUUUAUGACCAUAUUUAAAUGUCACAUCCUCUAUCUCUAAGGCAGAAAAAGUGACAAGCAGCCCUGCCCACCCCCACUCUUGCUCCCCAGAUAUAAACACCUUCCAUAUUCUUAGCUUUUUCCUCUGAUAUUUUUAAGAUUUAUUUAUUUAUGCAUACAAGAACUGGGAUUUAGGCAGAGGUGGGGUGGGUGAGAAGAUUCACCAGAGACAGAGUGGGGAGCAGAACAGGCAGAUCCAUUGAAAUACAUUGCUAAGGGAAGCAGGGGGAAGACAGGAGAGUUCUUCUAUGCCAUGUGGGUACACUCCCUGGCUUGGGAUCAAACUCUUGCUGCAGUGGCUGGCUGCAGCUUGACAGCACUGUGCCUUUAACCCCUUCGCCACCAGGGAUGCCCUUUUCAUCUCAUCUUUAUCUCCAUAUUUUGACCUAACAUGCUGAUGCUGUGGUUUCCUGGUUUUUCAGUUUUAGACCUAUUUAUUACCUAUAUUGCCUUGAUACUGUAAAAAAUGAGGUUUUUAACUCUAAUUCAAGCAGUUUAUAUUGACUACAUCUAACCUUUUCCUAGAAUCU
Messenger RNA from Talpa occidentalis (Iberian mole), 5686 nucleotides. It is a transcript of the gene NOL8, whose product is annotated as nucleolar protein 8. NCBI's taxonomy places the organism in Eukaryota, Metazoa, Chordata, Mammalia, Eulipotyphla, Talpidae. Gene Ontology annotation, molecular function: RNA binding. The transcript is spliced from 17 exons. The record is from RefSeq and is a predicted model, not a curated record. Bases 158 to 3751 code for a protein of 1197 amino acids.